Hydatigera taeniaeformis is the source of this 660-nucleotide messenger RNA. The record is from the annotation of a GenBank genome assembly. Lineage: Eukaryota; Metazoa; Platyhelminthes; Cestoda; Cyclophyllidea; Taeniidae.
AUGUACUUCAUCCAAUUCCAUUCAGGCAAAGCUCACAGCCUUUACUCUACCACAUGCUUUUAUCUCUUAAAGCGCUUGCAUGGCGAAAGCGACUGCUCUCAAGCACUGCGUCGCAAACUGGUGUCGAUGAUGGAUACGUACACACAUGGGGCCAGUUUUAGCAUGGAGAGAGAAGAAGCCACCAAAUGUGCCACAAAGUUUAAGAAGGGACUCAAAGACAACCUUUUUACUAUUCUAACACUUAUUGGAGUGGUCAUCGGGUUCGGCAUUGGCUUUGGUGUGGGCACAAUACAUCCCUCUGAAACGGUGGUCACAUGGAUUGCAAUGCCAGGAAAAAUAUACAUUCGACUACUCCAACUCACUAUUUUACCGGUCAUUGCCUCGAAUAUCAUUGUCGUUAUGGGGAAAAUUGAUCCUCGGGAAAACGGUAAAAUGGGACUGGCAGCCCUCCUGUUCAUACUCGGCUUCGACAUCAUCAGUGGUGCAAUCGGUGUCAUUGUAGCCGUUCUCAUUAAACCGGGUUUGUCUACGUCAAUUUCCGUAAACGUAACGGUGGAAGAGCCAGGACCGGACGACGCACCCGUUUCGACCUCUGAUGUAUUUGCCGACCUUCUCUUGUUAGUAUCAACGUUGACAAAGUUUUACGCAAUGCUGCUAUAG